CUUUGUAUUCUCGAACCAAUAUGGCGUCCAACGAAGACUGGCGUACUCCAGCUUUCCGCCAAAAAGUUAUUUCUCAGAUCGAGGAAGCAGUAAAAAGAUCGGGGAAUCCCAAUGUAAUGAUGAAGAACCCCAGUGACAUGGAAAAUCAAGUAUUUCUGAAGGCUAAAACAAGGGUUGAAUACCUAGCAUAUGUCGCUCGUCUUUUGGUUUAUAUUCGGGACAUACGGCCAACUGCCCCUGGGCAACAGCAGGCACAGGCAGCAACCAUGAAUCAGCCUGGAAUGAGUCGAGGACUGCAAUUUCCCUCAUCUCAGCUCAACAAGCCACAGGCUGUGAGCACCAUUGGUGCACAGAGUACCUUGCAACAGGUGGUACCCCUGGGUCAGGUCCAGCAGUCACCAAUGGCACCUCAACAGGUCUUUUAUAAUAAAUCAGGAAUAACCCAAGAACAGAUUCUUGCCCAGCACCUUCAGCAUCAACAGCAACAAACACCCCAGCAACAUCAACUAACCUCUCAAUCUAUGAUGACGCCACAAGCUAUGAGUGUAAACUCUCAGAAUCAGGGGGGACAUCACCAAAUAAGCCAAUCACAAUCUUAUGUUCCUCCUAAUCAAGGGGCAUCUCCAAUGCCUGUUCAACAGCAAUCUGUCCAUCAAGUACCACAGUCCAAACAUCCUGUUCAAGGAAGAAUGCCACAUGUUCCAUCCCCAGCUGCAGGGCAAAACAUAUCAUCGAAUUCAAUGCGAGCACCUACUCCUUCAUCUAGUCUGACAAGCCAGGCCACCAUUGCCCCAUCACCUGCUCCUUUUGUUCCAUCACCUGCAACGCACCCAUCACCCUCCCCUCAGCAUUACAUACCAGCUUCACCAGCUGCCCCUACAUCAGUCCCAACUCCUAGUACGAUGAAUGUUCAGUCACCAGCCUCUGUUCCAAACCCUGCAUCGGUAGGGCCCCCAGCAGCCAGCCCCGCUCAACUGAACCCAGCUGAAGAACAGGCUUAUUUGGAUAAGCUGAAUGAACUGAAACCCUAUGUUGAACCACUGACAAAGAUGAUAAACAAGUUGAACCGAGCCUCAGGGGAGAAAGAACACAGUAGUUUAUACAAACUAAAGCAUCUUUAUGAUAUACUGACAAACCCAGCUAAAAGGCUUCCUUUGCAAGCUUUGGAAAACAGUGGAAAUGUGCUGAAAAAGCUUAUCCCAAUAACUACACCACCAGCCCCUCCAACACCAUCUGGUAACGCAACUUCCUCAGCCUCCACCACAUCUGUUGUAACAACUACAAGUCAAGCUGUUCCAGUAGUGCCAUCAGCUCCCAUCCAGACAAUCUACAAACCUCUUUUUGAUGCAGUUACAAAGCAUGCCAAGUCACCCAUGUUGGGCCACACCCUAAAGAGGACAUUUACUCCGCUGCUGCAAGCUAUGGAAGGACCACCCAUACUUCCUAUUCCCCCUCCAGCCAAGAGGGUCAAGGUAACUGGUGAAAUUCCAAAGAAGUGUACUGUUCCACAUGUGUUGCAAGGGGAACUUGCCAGAUUAUGCAGCCGAUUUCAAGUGAGGUCAGGAGCCAGCUCUGGAGCAGUACAGAGUAACACACUUCUUGAGUGUUCAAUAAAUGACCUGAACCUGCCAGCAGUUCCACCAAUAGAAAUCAGUGUUCCACAGAACUACCCUUACUCCAGUCCUGAGUGCAAAACAGCAAAUUACAAUGCCAAUCCUUUCCUCCAGAAAGUCCAAAGGCAGCUCUCUUCAAAGCUAAAGUGUAUGCCUGAAAUGUACUCUGUUACAUCAGUCCUGAAUGCAUGGGAAUCAAGCAUACGACAAGCUUGUCUUGCAGAAGUUGCAGUGAACUAAGAUAAUGGGUCUUAGAACUAAGGUUAAAUUAUGUUAUAAAGUAAUUUCAAAUCGCAUCAGAGAUGUAUUUCAACAGAAAAGUUAGAUAUUUAUUUGUGUAGAAACCCUUAAGAAAUCACCAUGAAAAAUGUAGUCAGACUACAAAAAUGUCACUUUUUUGAAUAAAAUGUAUUCUAUAAACUUCUUUUGUGUAAGAGAGGGAACUGUCAGAACACACAUUGUCUCAUAUCCUUUGGCAAUCAAUUUGUCUGUUUCUUAUUUUAGCAAUCAGUGUUUAACAGAAAAUAUUGUACUCUAAAUACUUCAGUACUUAAGACAAUUUUUGGCAUGAUUUUGAUCUAUUUAUUUGCCGUGCUAGCUGGUAAAUGAUAAUUUACAAUAAAAUAAAUUGAUCAACUGACAAAAUAUAAUAUUGUGUUAUAUUC
Messenger RNA from Stylophora pistillata, 2278 nucleotides. Its product is annotated as mediator of RNA polymerase II transcription subunit 15. The record is from RefSeq and is a predicted model, not a curated record. NCBI's taxonomy places the organism in Eukaryota, Metazoa, Cnidaria, Anthozoa, Scleractinia, Pocilloporidae. Gene Ontology annotation, molecular function: transcription coregulator activity. Gene Ontology annotation, biological process: regulation of DNA-templated transcription.